AUGAACAGCACCGAGCUAUACAACGCCAUGAGAAAUAUACCAAGACACGGCAACACAUCAAUCAUGAUAGUGUUCUAUCUCCUUGAUCUACUGUCAAGCCACUUGAGCAUGAUGAAGGAGCAUAGUAGCAUGCCUGUGAUUAUAAGCGAAGAGGUUGCUAAUUACUACAAAGAUGGAUAUUACCAGAAUGCAUGCAGGGAGCUUACGAGAACAAACUACAGAGCCAGGAAUGAGAUAAGAAAUCUUCUGUCUGUUGUGGAGGAGUGGAAGAAAGUUACAAAGAACAACUUCUCGUACUUCCAAGGAUACAACGGCUUCAAGUCUAGUGUAUGCAGGGAGUUAAGCAAGCAUCUAAACAGCUUCUUCGAGGAGAAGGAUCCGACAGAAAAGAUAAAGAAGUGGAAUGACAUGUCUGAAGUUGUUGACUUCUGCAGGUCCAGCUGGCUGAACACUGAUAGGAGGAAGCAUCAGUGGCUGAAGGAGCUAAACACCAAGAUUCCCUUCUGCAGUGAGAUUCUUCUGCUUCUGAAUGGAAAGCUGUGCUUCAUACCCGAGUGGUGCUUCGACAACGAAAGCUACAUAAUGAAGAUCAUAGAAACGGAGCUCCAAAACGACCCGUGGGCACCCGUCCACUAUCUAGACGAGGCAAGAAACAGGUAUGUUCUGAUUACGCUAGCAAGGCUUCUCCUAACUGCAACAGAAAUAAAAGAGGCAACAAAGCCGGUAUGGGUAAUUUUUGAUGAGCUGGAGGAUAAGGUAUCCAGGCUAGAAAGAAGGCAGGCAUAUCAGAGGAUUUACAAUCGGUGUAAGACGAAUAAGGAAAGAGUAGCAGCAGUAACUACUGAGGUAGUUAUAGAAACGGUUGACGAUGUCUUUGGCCUAAUUGGGAUAGGCGUUAUAAUAAUUGUCAGCUGCGUAGUUUUUGCACUCAAUUUCUGUCUAAUAUAA
Molecule: messenger RNA, 948 nt
Organism: Encephalitozoon hellem ATCC 50504
Lineage: Eukaryota; Fungi; Microsporidia; Unikaryonidae
Exons: 1
Coding region: 1-948 (315 amino acids)
Source: RefSeq, a predicted model, not a curated record